AUGUACAUCUACAACGGGAAACUCAAUUGGUAUGAGUACGCGGUCAAUGAAACCAUUACCGUCGUCUUUCCUGCUGGCUUCGCCUUGAACGAUCCAGUCUGUGCCUUUUGGCAAUGGACGGUGGACGGUGCAGGGAACAAGAAAGCAAUGACAACCCCGUUGGGUUUCAUCAAUACUGUCGAUACGAGCACCGGUUAA
Marasmius oreades (fairy-ring Marasmius) is the source of this 198-nucleotide messenger RNA. RefSeq lists its product as uncharacterized. Bases 1 to 198 code for a protein of 65 amino acids. The transcript is spliced from 2 exons. The record is from RefSeq and is a predicted model, not a curated record. Lineage: Eukaryota; Fungi; Basidiomycota; Agaricomycetes; Agaricales; Marasmiaceae.